Messenger RNA from Trachymyrmex cornetzi, 3720 nucleotides. Its product is annotated as ess-2 splicing factor homolog. The record is from RefSeq and is a predicted model, not a curated record. The coding region runs from base 215 to 3592 and encodes 1125 amino acids. The transcript is spliced from 8 exons. Gene Ontology annotation, cellular component: catalytic step 2 spliceosome. NCBI's taxonomy places the organism in Eukaryota, Metazoa, Arthropoda, Insecta, Hymenoptera, Formicidae.
UUUCAAAAAGACAAAAAGUAUCUUCGUUAGAAAAGAAAUGAGAUGUGAUGUGAUAUGCACGAGGUUGCAUUCGACAGAUUUGCAAUAAAUAAAUAUUGUCUGCACUACCAAGUGCUUCAUAUUCAAGCUUAUAGUGAUCUUUGAGACGAAUUCCGUUACAUAACCUCAAUCACAUUUGAUCUCAUUGACUAGAUUCUACUUAGCGCUAAUCAAAAUGAAUUCCAUUACGGACAGCCCGGGUUCUAAAGCUCUUGAAGCCGCUAAAAAUAUCAAGGACUUGACUGUAUUCAAAAAGCCUAUCGGAUCCGUUAAGAGGAGCAAAAGUGUACAACCAAAGAUUUUAGAUGAAGAUACAUAUAUUGAAAAAAUGAGUGACAUUAUACAAAAAGAUUUCUUUCCGCACUUGGAAAAGCUACAGGCACAAAAUCAGUAUUUAGAAGCUUUAGAGCAGAACGAUAUGAACAGAAUGAGAGAGUUGUACGCCAAGUAUAGCUCUGGCCGACCUGUCACCGAAAGACCGAUCAGUCCAGCGACUUUCGAAACUCCGCUGCGUAGAACUGAGUCAGCCGAAUCGCCGCCUACCACCGAGGCAUCGUCUCAAAAAACAGACAUCGUCGAGUCUGUAAAUAGAAAUGGUACUGAAAGUAAGAUCGGUCUGGAUGAUUAUUUGAGUAAUCACACAAGCGAGGAUAAUGCUAGUUUCGAAGAGAUGAUGAUUGAGGCUGAAAAUAAACGUAAGCUCAAGUAUGCCUGGCUUUACGAGGCAGAAGAUAAGUCGAAAGCUUGGCUAGCUAUCGACGGAUCCUCCACCACCACCACACCUGACGUCCCAGCUAUCCAAGGAUCCAAUCCCAGACCCAAACAAGUGGACAGUUGGACUUACAAGAAUAAAAAUUAUAUUAUGUACAUUCCCGACGGGGUGGAACUUACAGCGGAAGAGAAAAUAGAAUUGGCCAAGAAGAAACAGACUAUAAUGCACGAAAAUACGAGAUUGCGAACAAAUCCGUUUAACGAGCAACAAAAUAAAGAGACCAUCGACGAACUCGCCAAGUCACAAUCCAGAGCUAACGACGGCAAGAUUGGUGUGGAUGGCAAAGAGGUUGUCAGAAAUGCUACGCCACGAGUGAAUGGUUUUAGUUUCGUGGCUACGCCAAGUCCGAGACCGGGAGAAUGCGAAAGUCCGUUGAUGACAUGGGGUCAGAUCGAGGGGACACCCUUCCGAUUGGAUGGUGGUGAUACACCAUUGCUGAGGACGAGUCAGGGACCCUCUUUCAGAAUAGCGGAACCACCGAAAAGAGAACAAUUAGCAUUGCAGUUGGCUGAGAAGGCUGGCGAGAGACACAGGGAUCGAAAAAAUAAAGCCUUGGAAGCUGCCAGGAGAUCAUUAGCCACUCCAUCACCGAGAUCAACCAUAGAUCGUCUGAGUACUAUGUCUCCCGCGGCAAGAAGACUAGCGACUCAGAAACUGCGCAUAUCGAAUACACCAUCUCCUCGACGAACGCCAUUGUCUAGGACUCCGUCUGUAGGAGGUAUCAGAACACCUAAUACGCCACGUGCGAACGUACUGGCUAAAGAAAUCAUCUCUCAAAAGUCGGAAAUUAAUGCCACGCGGAUACAAGGACCCGUACUCACCGAUAAUUUACUUAAUCUACCUCCGCAGCGACAACGAGCGUCAGAUUUCGAAGUAUUCGCGGGCAUAUCCAAGUCGUCCAAACAAUCAUUGUUGAUCAAUUGCAAAAUCGCCGCGCUCGCUAAAGAGCCUGGCGGCUUAUCAUAUAAAUAUAAGGUCAGGAAGAAGAAGAGGAUCGAGAAGAGAGAGAGAGAGAGAGAGAGUAUUAUCGUUGAGACAGAUAUGAGGUCCUCUCUGAGCCUAGGAGCAGCCUUGCUCCUGACGAUAGCGAUCAUCCGGUCAUGCAAAUCGGAACAUACGUGUGGACAUUUAGGCUCAGGCACUAACGCGUGCAAAUGCGGAGAAAUAGUGGUGAAAUCAGCAAAGGUGCAAAAACCGCUGUUCUACGCGUCGCCGGAAGCAAUCAACGAAGCUGCAGUGGCACGCGAAGCGGUUGGAAGAUUGUCCGUGGGAACGGAUCGGUGGCAGUCUGAAAAUCUGGCAUCUACUCCCAAAUAUAAACCAUAUACCGGUGGAGCGUUUAGCAGCAGCAGCAGCAGCAGCAGCUCUUCAAGGUCCUCGUCUUCCAUCGGAAUUCUUGGAGGAUCGAUCGGCGGAAGCAACGCUCACUCUGCACCCUUCACUCUUGUCUCGGAUAGAGUUACUUCCAAUUGCGGAUGCGGAAAGGGUCAUUCCGAAUCUCUGGAGGUUCGCGAUCUCCUAUCCUCUAAUAUUGAAGGAAAAGUCGUGCCCAGUUUUCCACCGAUCGGCGAUCUGUGUUACCCGAGCCCGCCUAGCAAUAAAUUCCAGGUGACCACCAAAGUGACGCCUGCAUAUCCUGGUAAAAUCAAAUGCGCCCCUCCCAUUCCUUACAAGGUUUGCGUCAAAAUACUCAAUGGACAGAUCGACGAGGCUGGAUUGAGGGAACUCGGUUUAGCAACCGAUGGAUCAAUCGGCGGGAGCGCGAGUAUUUUCGACAAAUAUAUUUCAAACGAUGUAGCCAAGUUGGCUACGCGAUACGGAUCGCGCGCGGGUGCCGGCGCGGGUUCGACCACAUAUGGAUCGUAUUCAGGUGCCAACGCGGGUUCGAUCGCAUACGGAUCGUACGCAGGUGCCAGCGCAGGUGCCUCCGCCGCAUACGCGGGUAUCGGACGAUCGAGCGUUGCGACGUCGAGCAACGUCGAGACGAUCCAAGGAUCGAGCAGAUCUACCUAUGAUUUUGGCGAUGAUGCAGAGCUUCCUGAAGACUAUUCGUAUCCUCGACUGCCAGCGGAUCCGGUGUCAGUCACUUUAGCGUAUAAGAAUUUCUUCCCGCGUACCGUCUACUACAACAAGAGAGCAUUCGUGCCGGAAGACAAGCUGGCGUUCGGUCAUCGAACCGUGCCGACCGAGUCGACACCCAGCAAAAAUGUGCCGGACGUUCCCGAGGAAAAGCUUCAAAUCCUCAAGAAACCCAUUGUAGAGUUGAAGCCGGCUCUGCCACAGGCGCCCACCACCAUCGGCGCUUACGACGAGCACGAAGAAGCGAAAUUGGCGGAGCUCGAGGCUAUUGAGCGCGAGAGGAUAAAUCAGGAGGAGGUCGCCGAACGGCUGCAAGAGAACUUCAUUACGUACGGAGACCUAGGAUACGCGCCAAUCAACACCGCGCCCUUAUCGGCAGAUCCUAUUGGCGUAUUCAACAACAAUGUGGAAGACGAUACCCGCGGAGCAGACUACGGUUCGGUAGGACCACCAGAUCCCGAUUACGUUCCUGGCAGCGUCGUGAUCAAUCGAGAAGAAAUCGUAGGAAACAGAGGCCAAGUCGAAGAUGACUCCUCGAGAAACAACGACAGUUCAGACAUCUAUGUUCGUCAUUAUGACGAAAUUAGUGACGACGACGACGAGGAAUAUGACAACGACGAGCCCAUGUCCGGUAUAUUCGCCAGACUGAAAAAUGUCGCCCGAAAGCACGGUCGUUCGUCAUCCUCGUGUGGAGCCGUAUGAUCUUCCGAACGAUACGAAAUGCGUAAAAAGGACUCGCCUUAUUGACGAUUCGCGAUUAUCGAAAUGAAUCUUGAUUGAUUCUCUUGAACGCGCGAAGACGUGUGUUGGACACUCUCCAAAAUAUUACA